CCGGUGGGGGUGCUGGACCGAGGCGCGCGUUCCUUUGAGCCGAGGUUUGGUGCCUCCCCGUCGGCGGUUUAGUCUUGCGAGCCCGGGAGAGGCGCGAGGUGUUUAAGUAAAACAUAAUACUAACUCUUGAUUUUGAAGAUUUGAAAAUGGAAACAUUUCAUUUCCGGAUAAUCUUGGCACUUUUUGUAACUGGAUCUGUCAUCAGUGAAAGUUCUGAAAGAGACUUUUCCAGCCUGAAUGACUCUGGAAUCUCUGUCAUUGGAAUAGAACAUAAAUUAAUUACUCCUUCCAGUCAACCCAGCAGAAAUGACAGUGCUUGUCCACACAGUCCUAGAAUUGGUGAUACUUUUAAAUACAUCAAUACAGUAAUUUCUUGUGCAGUGUUCAUCAUUGGGCUUGUUGGGAAUGCAACUCUUCUGCGGAUAAUCUACCAGAACAAAUGCAUGAGGAAUGGACCCAAUGCACUGAUAGCUAGCCUGGCCUUGGGAGAUCUCAUCUACAUCAUCAUAGAUAUUCCUAUCCAUGUAUAUAAGCUUCAUGUUCCAUGGCCCUUUGGGAUGACACCUUUUGAGCAAUUCCUUUGCCGUUGUGUUCCUUUUAUUCAGAAGGCAUCUGUGGGAAUCACUGUUCUUAAUCUAUGUGCUCUAAGUGUAGACAGGUACCGAGCAGUUGCUUCCUGGAGUCGAGUUCAGGGAAUUGGUGUCCCCUUGACUACAGCUAUUGAAAUUUUUAGUAUUUGGAUUCUUUCUUUCAUCCUGGCUAUUCCAGAAGCAAUUGGUUUCACCACUGUUGAAUUUUUUUAUGGUGAAAAACGUCUCAUAUCCUGUAUGCUAUUAGCAAAGAACAGCUUCUUGAAAUUUUAUGCAAAAGCAAAAGACUGGUGGCUCUUUGGUUUCUAUUUCUGCAUGCCACUUGCUUGCACGGCAUUCUUUUAUACCCUGAUGACCUGUGAAAUGUUAAACAGGAGGAAGAGUAGUUUGAGAAUUGCUCUUAGUGAACAUCUUAAGCAGCGCCGAGAAGUUGCUAAAACCGUUUUCUGCUUAGUUGUGAUUUUUGCUCUUUGCUGGUUUCCUCUGCAUCUGAGCCGGAUACUGAGGUCAAUGCUGUAUUACGAACAUGACCCCAAUAGAUGUGAAUUACUCAGCUUUUUGUUGACUUUGGAUUAUAUCAGCCUUAAUCUAGCAACCAUAAAUUCUUGCAUAAAUCCCAUAGCACUCUAUUUUGUGAGCAAGAAGUUCAAAAACUGUUUCCAGUCAUGCCUCUGCUGUAUUUGUCAUCGGACAGGAGGUCAGAUAUCAUCUGUUCCUAUGAAUGGAACAAGCAUUCAGUGGAAAACUAAUGAACUGAACAACCACAACACAGAACGGAGCAUCCACAAGGACAGCUUAAACUGAGAUUUGGCAAAAACUGUGCUUCAGAAUUUAAGGAAAAGACAACAUAAAUGAUAUCUAGGAUUCAACAGACUUAUUUAUUUGGAAGCUCUGUGCUCUAGCACUUAAUUCCAAAGAUGACCAAAAAGAACAGAUGUGCAUAAAUGAAUUCCUAAAUGGAUUCCAAAUGGUGCCAUGGAAGGUUCUUUUUCUUAUAAAGAUUUUCGCCUCUUGGCCAAAGCAAGAAGAAUCAACCCAAUACCCUACAGAGUGUUCACAGAUUUCAGCCAGAACUUCUAGCUGUAUGUUAUGUUGCAUAUUCUGUUGUAUCAUUUUAAUUUUAUAAUCAUAUGGAAUUUCCAUUUCCAAGAAUUGCAAAAAAGUGGGACCUGCAGCUACUCUAUAAUGACACCAUUCUUUUGUCAGGAAAUAGUUUAGUUAGUCUAUUUCAUGUUUAGAAGCAUGUUCAACAGAAAACAUUUUUAUCACUAUAAUAUAUAUGUUAGAUUAGAUCUAAGCAGCAUUUUAUGUGUUGUAAUGUAAGAAAUGAGACAUAACUUGGACAAUUAUCUUUUGUGGUGUUUUGCCAAUCACUGGUUUAUGGGUACAGUUAUAAUAUUAGGACUUAACAUUUAGGACAUAAAAUUAUGUGCAAAAGGUACAGCAGUGCAUUAGCAGACACAUUUUAAAUGAAUCAUAUGCAGUUACAGUAUCACCAAAAUACAUGUUCUCUGUGAAUAUACCUUUCAAGAGCUAUUCAUAUUUCUCCUUGGCAAAUGAUUCCACUGUUGAACUGUGCUUACUUUUUGUAACAUUCACCUGGAGUCUGUCUUCCUACAACUUAAGGCCAUUUGCCAUAUCCAGCAUUCAAUUGUGUGAUGCCCCUUCAGGUAUUUAAAAAAUGCUUUUAAAUCUCCCCUCAGACUUUUCAAGGCCAGACAUACCCACUCCCUCCCAUUUCUUCUCAAAAGACCUAAGUUUACUUGUUAUCCUCCUCUGCAUCUUUUUCAGUUUCUCUGAUUUUUUUUAUCCUAAAAUGUGGUGCUCAGAACUGGACACAGUACUUGAGGCUGGGACUAAUUUUUUACAUUUGCAAAUUUAAAUGGGAGUGUAUCAACAUGAAAACAAAUUACAUAUGAUCUUGUUACCAAAAAAUUGUGGAAAAUGGCAAUGUGUGUAAAAACACUUUUAAGUUUUAAGUUCUAUUUCAUAAAAAUGCUACAUUUGCAAUUGUUAGUGAUAUACCUUAGACUGAUAAUUCUGGCAUUCUGAUAAUCCUAAAACAUAAACCUCUAUUUAUGGUGGGCAGAACCAAGAAGUGAACCAUUGUCUCUCUUUUUGGCACCCCUUUUUCCUCUUUUGCUUGGACAUUCCCCCCGCCCCCCUCAUUUCUCUUUCUUUUGAUACCACAAUAUGCUGCCAAGGAAUGGAGAGAUCCAUUGUCCAGAGUUCUGACUUAGUCUCUUUCAAAGGUCUGCUGAAAUUAGUCUGAGAACUUCAUAUGGCCUGAAUAUCAGCCAAACAUUCUUUGUAGUUCAUUUUGGAGAAAAAGAAUUUUACAGAAGGACUUCUACAAUAAAUCACAUAGCACUUACGUGCACUUUUAGAAAUCAUUCUCUAACAGAACGUCACAAAUAAUUGCUGCCUGGGUAAAUGAGUAUAAAAAAACUCUCAGGAGUCUAACUGAAUUUCUCAUAGGAGUGCAUUGAACAGGAUGUUCUAUUUUAGUUAAAUUAGUCAGGGUGAAGACUAUAGGGAUGAACAAAUAUGUUGGUUUUGACUUUAUUCUGUUUCUAGCUUUCCUAGUCUUAAUUUUUUUUCAUCCUAUUUCACAUCAGAUUGAUAAUUUUGUUUUUUAAAAGUUUGGAUGAAAAUUCAUUUAUAAAUUUAUGAACAUCUCUCACAACAGACUUAUUAUAUAUAAUUUGUGGGUGCCUAGAGAAAGCUGGACUGUUUGAAUGAAUAGCAAAGAGGUGCUCUGUGUUCACACAGGGUCCAGAACACUUCUGAAUAAUUUUUCAAAGCUCUUCAUAGAAAUAAUUAAUAUUUGGACUGAGCCGAGACAAAUCCCAGUGAAUUCAAAUUUUGUUACCUGUUAUGAAUGGGUAGCUCAGCAAAUGACAGCACCCAGCUUGGCUGCUCUUGGCUGCUCUUGAAAUCUUAAGCAGGUCCAUUCUGGUUAGUUGGAUGGAGAUCGAUAGGAAAUACCACGACUGUAGGCUAGAUGGGGUAGUUAAGAAAACACUCUGGAAGAAGUUAAUAACAAACCAUUUCUCUACUGCUGUCAAAGAAGGCUGUAUGGGCC
Molecule: messenger RNA, 3675 nt
Organism: Python bivittatus (Burmese python)
Lineage: Eukaryota; Metazoa; Chordata; Lepidosauria; Squamata; Pythonidae
Gene: EDNRA
Product: endothelin receptor type A
Biological process (GO): vasoconstriction; regulation of blood pressure; enteric nervous system development
Cellular component (GO): plasma membrane
Molecular function (GO): endothelin receptor activity
Source: RefSeq, a predicted model, not a curated record